AUGGUGAAAGACUGGCAGCUGGAACUCCCCAAGCUCUUAAUAUCUGUGCACGGAGGCCUCCAGAACUUUGAGAUGCAGCCCAAGCUGAAGCAGGUCUUUGGGAAAGGCCUGAUCAAGGCUGCCAUGACCACUGGGGCCUGGAUCUUCACUGGCGGGGUCAGCACAGGUGUCAUCAGCCACGUGGGGGAUGCCUUGAAAGACCACUCCUCCAAGUCCAGAGGCCGGGUUUGCGCUAUAGGGAUUGCUCCGUGGGGCAUCGUGGAGAAUAAGGAAGACCUGAUUGGAAAAGAUGUAACAAGGGUGUACCAGACCAUGUCCAACCCUCUGAGUAAGCUCUCUGUGCUCAACAAUUCCCACACUCACUUCAUCCUGGCCGACAACGGCACCCUGGGCAAGUACGGCGCGGAGGUGAGGCUGCGGAGGCUGCUGGAGAAGCACAUCUCCCUGCAGAAGAUCAACACGAGACUGGGGCAGGGUGUGCCCCUCGUGGGCCUGGUGGUGGAAGGGGGCCCUAAUGUGGUUUCCAUCGUCUUGGAAUACCUUCGAGAAGACCCUCCGGUCCCCGUGGUGAUCUGUGAUGGCAGCGGACGAGCCUCGGACAUCCUGUCCUUUGCACACAAGUACUGUGAAGAAGGCGGGAUAAUAAAUGAGUCCCUCAGGGAUCAGCUUCUAGUCACCAUUCAGAAAACAUUUAAUUACAACAAGUCACAGUCACAUCAGCUGUUUGCAAUUAUAAUGGAGUGCAUGAAGAAGAAAGAACUCGUCACUGUAUUUAGAAUGGGUUCUGAGGGUCAGCAGGACAUCGAGAUGGCAAUUUUAACUGCCCUGCUGAAAGGAACAAAUGUAUCGGCUCCAGAUCAGCUGAGCUUGGCACUGGCUUGGAACCGCGUUGACAUAGCACGAAGCCAAAUCUUUGUCUUUGGGCCCCACUGGCCGCCCCUGGGAAGCCUGGCCCCCCCAACAGAUACCAAAGCCACAGAGAAGGAGAAGAAGCCACCCACAGCCACCACCAAGGGGGGGAGAGGAAAAGGAAAAGGCAAGAAGAAAGGGAAAGUAAAAGAAGAAGUGGAGGAAGAAACUGACCCCCGGAAGAUAGAGCUGCUGAACUGGGUGAAUGCUUUGGAGCAAGCAAUGCUGGAUGCUUUAGUCUUGGAUCGCGUGGACUUUGUGAAGCUCCUGAUAGAAAAUGGAGUGAACAUGCAGCACUUUCUGACCAUCCCGAGGCUGGAGGAGCUUUAUAACACAAGACUUGGUCCACCAAACACACUUCAUCUGCUGGUGAGGGACGUAAAGAAGAGCAACCUCCCGCCUGAUUACCACAUCAGCCUCAUAGACAUAGGGCUCGUGCUGGAGUACCUCAUGGGAGGCGCCUACCGCUGCAACUACACUCGGAAAAGUUUUCGGACCCUUUACAACAACUUGUUUGGACCAAAGAGGCCUAAAGCUCUUAAACUGCUGGGAAUGGAAGAUGAUGAGCCUCCGGCCAAAGGGAAGAAAAAGAAAAAGAAGAAAAAGGAGGAAGAGAUCGACAUCGAUGUGGACGAUCCCGCCGUGAGCCGAUUCCAGUACCCGUUCCAUGAGCUGAUGGUGUGGGCCGUGCUCAUGAAGCGCCAGAAGAUGGCGGUCUUCCUGUGGCAGCGCGGCGAGGAGAGCAUGGCCAAGGCCCUGGUGGCCUGCAAGCUCUACAAGGCCAUGGCCCACGAGUCCUCCGAGAGCGAGCUGGUGGAUGACAUCUCCCAGGACUUGGACAACAAUUCCAAAGACUUUGGCCAGCUUGCUUUGGAGUUGUUGGACCAGUCCUAUAAGCACGACGAACAGAUCGCCAUGAAACUUCUGACCUACGAGCUGAAAAACUGGAGCAACUCGACCUGCCUCAAACUGGCUGUGGCCGCCAAGCACCGGGACUUUAUCGCUCACACCUGCAGCCAGAUGCUGCUGACCGACAUGUGGAUGGGGAGGUUGCGAAUGAGGAAAAACCCUGGCCUGAAGGUGAUCAUGGGGAUUCUUCUCCCCCCUACCAUCUUGUUUCUGGAAUUUCGCACAUACGAUGACUUAUCAUAUCAAACAUCCAAGGAAAACGAAGACGGCAAAGAAAAAGAAGAGGAAAACAUGGAUGCAAACGCAGACGCUGGCUCCAGAAAGGGGGACGAGGAGAAUGAGCACAAAAAGCAGAGAAGCAUCCCCAUCGGAACAAGGAUCUGUGAAUUCUAUAACGCACCCAUCGUCAAGUUCUGGUUUUACACGAUAUCCUACUUGGGCUACCUCCUGCUGUUUAACUACGUCAUCCUGGUGCGGAUGGAUGGCUGGCCCUCCCUGCAGGAGUGGGUCGUCAUCUCCUACAUCGUGAGCCUCGCGCUAGAAAAAAUACGAGAGAUCCUCAUGUCAGAACCAGGAAAACUCAGCCAGAAAAUAAAAGUCUGGCUUCAGGAGUAUUGGAACAUCACAGAUCUCGUGGCCAUUUCCACGUUCAUGAUCGGAGCAAUCCUUCGCCUACAGAACCAGCCAUAUAUGGGCUAUGGCCGAGUGAUCUACUGUGUGGAUAUUAUCUUCUGGUACAUCCGUGUCCUGGACAUCUUUGGUGUAAACAAGUAUCUGGGGCCCUAUGUGAUGAUGAUUGGAAAGAUGAUGAUCGACAUGCUGUAUUUUGUGGUCAUCAUGCUGGUCGUGCUCAUGAGUUUUGGAGUAGCCCGUCAAGCCAUUUUGCACCCAGAGGAGAAGCCUUCCUGGAAACUGGCCCGAAACAUCUUCUACAUGCCCUACUGGAUGAUCUACGGAGAGGUGUUUGCAGACCAGAUAGACCUCUAUGCCAUGGAAAUUAAUCCUCCAUGUGGUGAAAACCUGUAUGACGAGGAGGGCAAGCGGCUCCCUCCCUGUAUCCCGGGCGCCUGGCUCACGCCCGCCCUCAUGGCCUGCUACCUACUGGUCGCCAACAUCCUCCUGGUGAACCUGCUGAUUGCUGUGUUCAACAAUACCUUCUUUGAAGUCAAGUCAAUAUCCAACCAGGUGUGGAAGUUCCAGCGCUAUCAGCUGAUUAUGACAUUCCACGACAGGCCAGUCCUGCCCCCACCGAUGAUCAUUCUAAGCCACAUCUAUAUAAUCAUGAUGCGCCUCAGUGGUCGCUGUAGGAAAAAAAGAGAAGGAGACCAAGAGGAGCGGGAUCGUGGACUGAAGCUGUUCCUUAGCGACGAGGAGCUGAAGAGGCUGCACGAGUUCGAGGAGCAGUGCGUGCAGGAGCACUUCAGAGAGAAGGAGGACGAGCAGCAGUCGUCCAGCGACGAGCGCAUCCGCGUCACGAGCGAGAGAGUUGAAAAUAUGUCAAUGAGGCUCGAAGAAAUCAAUGAAAGAGAAAAUUUCAUGAAAACUUCCCUACAGACUGUUGACCUUCGACUUUCUCAAAUAGAAGAAUUAUCUAGCCGAAUGGUGAACGCUCUUGAAAACCUUGCAGGAAUCGACAGGUCUGACCUGAUACAGACACGGUCCCGAGCUUCUUCUGAAUGUGAUGCAACUUACCUUCUGAGGCAAAGCAGUAUCAACAGUUCUGAUGGCUACAGUUUGUAUCGAUAUCAUUUUAAUGGAGAAGAAUUAUUGUUUGAGGAUACAUCUCUCUCCAUGUCCCCAGGGACAGGAUUCAGGAAAAGAACCUGUUCCUUCCGUGUGAAGGAAGAGAAGGAUGUGAAAAUGCAUCUCGUUCCAGAACAUCAGAACAGCCUUCACCUUUCACCAGCAAUAACAGAUGGCAGUCACCUUGCAGUCGACGACUUAAAGAACACUUCAGAGCCAAAGUUAGGUCCCGAUAUCGGGAUUUCCCCUGAAGACGAUGAAAAACAGGCAGACUCUAAAAGAGAAGAAACUGUCUCCCCAAGUCUAAAUCAGAUGGAUGUGAUGCAUGGGCAGAACAAAUCAGACUUUCAAAACACUCAGCUAACAGUGGAAACAACAAACGUAGAAGGCACUAUUUCCUACCCACUGGAAGAAACCAAAAUUACUCGCUAUUACCCUGAUGAAACAUUCAAUGCCUGUAAAACAAUGAAGUCCAGAAGCUUUGUAUAUUCCGAGGGAAGAAAGCUGGUGAGGGAGGCUAACAACUGGAAUGCAGAGUACAGUUCCAUCAUGGACCAGCAAUGGACCACAGAGUGGAACUACCAAGUUCAAAAGAUCACACGCUCUCGCAGCACAGAUAUCCCUUACGUUGUGUCAGAAGCUGCAAUGCAAGCUGAGCACAAAGAGUUUACAGACAUGGAAGAUGAAAACCGGGUUCCUGCAACAGUCCCUCAAAUCCCUCGUUUGUCCCUAGCUUUUAUUGACAGAACUGGAAAGGAAAACUUGCUGUCUGUGAAAACAGAUCAAACUUUGGGGUUCCCAUCUCUAAGGUCAAAAAGUUUACACGGCCGUCCUAGGAGUGUCAAAUCCAUGCAGGGCAAAUUAGACAGACCAGGACAUGCCAGUAGUGCAAGCAACUUGGUGGUUGUAUCUGGAAUUACAACAGAAGAAAAAACGAUUAAGCAGGAGAAAACAUCCACAGAGACUGAAUGCUGACCUGUUUUGUUUCUUUGACUUUUUUUAAUGAUCAGAACUACAAAUGGGUGCCAGCUUGGCCACCUAAACAUCAUCAGUUUCUGAAAACGUUUUCCUUAAAAAAAAAUUGGAAAUUUAGACUUCAUUUAAAAUUUAAUACACUAACAGUAGUGUUUUGUUAGCACAUGUUUGUAGGCUUAGUUUUUUUAGUUGGAGUAGGAGCAAAUGAAAGUGACAAUACUCUAAUCAAGAUAAAUGGUUAAUCAGCAGGCAAGAUUAUACAAUCUCUUUAUUCCUGAGGGCCACCAAAUAGCCUAAGAAAUGCCUUUGGGCGUUUAAGUCACCAUUAAGUUGCUUAAGAAGUAAGCAACUACAUUAAGAAAGAGAAGUUAAAGAGAAAGCAAACAUGAAGAAAGGGAGGGGCAGGAGGAAGGAAAAUAAAAUUAUGAAAUGUGAGAAGUGGGAAGGAGCCAUAAACAUCUUAAGUUUUUUAUGAGGUCUUUCUUGUUUGUUUUAUGUUUUAAUGUUUUAUUUUAAAUUACACAACGGGAAAAAAGUACACAAUUAUAUCAAACAUCACACUUUAAAAUUUAGGAUGACCACAAGUUUUGUUAAUGCAUAAAAAUUAAGUAUCCAAUAUAUAUUUUCUUAUUGUCCUAUAGUCCUCCAUAGCAAACACAAACAAUUAUAUCUGUAUGUCAUGGUUUGUGCAAAGAUGUAACUAAAACCUAAAGGAUAUAUAUGUUCAAGAACCACAGAGACCACUCAUGGCUGAGAACAUAAGGCGUUUUGCUUCAACCUAAAGUUCAAACACUCAACCAUAGUACUAGGACCCCAUGCAGGAGGUCCAGAGGGGCCACUGUCUAGGAACCUUUAAGGCCACCCACCACCAACACUUUGACUAUACAAAAAGGAGUAGAGGGGGCAGAAAGGGGUCUCCUCUGGGCAAAGCAGAGGUUGGAGUUAAUAUAGAACUGUCUUAGUAAAUAAAUAAGAAUUAUAUUUCUAUCCCUGGUAAAAUAUAAUAAGCAGCCUUUUAUUCUUAAUAAAUUCUGACACAAAUUCUGACCCCAAAAUCUGACAUACUCAUAAAUGAGUUAUAAUAUUAUAAUUGGUAUAAAGUAAGCUAGUUUUGGACUUUGAGCAGUGGGAAUUAAGACUUAAACUAUCAAAGGACCUCAUUAUAAAGGGCUUUCUCCUUUAAGACUGUAUGACUGCUUAAAUUCUGAAUAUAUAUUAAUAUUGUUCAUCACCAUGGUGUUCCUAUAGUUUUUCAUAAUUUAGGUUUCAAAAUCUAAAAAUUAGACUGUUAAUGUUGUCAUAUAAUUGUUCCACAUCAAAAAUGGAUUUCUGCUAUAUAUGUAUAUAUAUGAAAUAAAGAUAAAUGAAAUCAUCCUACUGUCUCCUACAUAAAAAGACUUUUUAAAGAAAUUUUCCUGUCAUAAAAAAUACAGAAACCCACAUUAAACAAUUACAUGACUUAAAUAAUUAUUGUAAGAUGAAUAUCCUUAUAACCACCACUCUGAUUAAUAGAAUUUGCCAGUUAUCCUGGAAGUCUCUCUGUCCCCUGAAAAGUAAUUAUCUUUUUAUAGUAAUCACUUCCUUGCUAUUCCAGCUACUAUCACUGUAUUACAAAUGGCUUAAAACACCCAUUUGAUUAUCCUCAUGGAUUCUGUGGGUCAGAAGUUCAGACAGGCACAGCACUAACGUCCCUGAUUUGUAGUGUUUGCUGAUUUCCAUGGAGUAAAAACUCCUACCACAGCUAAUUUCAAACUAUCAAUGUGGCCUCACUGCAUGUGGAGGUGGGAAGACAUGCUAACAGUUGGCUCUUGCAAGCCAGUACAUGCUGGCUACGGCACAUCAGUCUCUGCUCCAUUGUGUAUGGGGCCCCAUAUGGAAAGACUCAGUGUCUUAAGGUGACUCAACAGCUGGAGGCUAGAACCAUCUAGAGACAUCUUUACUCACAUGUCUGAA
Microcebus murinus (gray mouse lemur) is the source of this 6489-nucleotide messenger RNA. RefSeq names its product transient receptor potential cation channel subfamily M member 1 (gene TRPM1). Gene Ontology annotation, cellular component: plasma membrane. Gene Ontology annotation, biological process: monoatomic cation transmembrane transport; metal ion transport; protein tetramerization. Gene Ontology annotation, molecular function: calcium channel activity. The record is from RefSeq and is a predicted model, not a curated record. NCBI's taxonomy places the organism in Eukaryota, Metazoa, Chordata, Mammalia, Primates, Cheirogaleidae.